Plutella xylostella (diamondback moth) is the source of this 1964-nucleotide messenger RNA. The record is from RefSeq and is a predicted model, not a curated record. NCBI's taxonomy places the organism in Eukaryota, Metazoa, Arthropoda, Insecta, Lepidoptera, Plutellidae.
AAAGUGAAAUUGCACGAAGGAACGGCCAAAGUGGAUUUAGUUUUCAACCGUUUCUGCAGUAGUGUCAGUUCCAGUUCCAGCCAUGGAGUUUAUUAGCUUCUUACUGUCUUACUUUGCAUCGAAAAAUAUUUUAUUUCUUACCGCAUUUCUGUGUUGGAGUAAAGAAGACAUCCUGCUACUCCAGCGCACGGCGUCCCGGCGCGGCCUCCGCUUGGUGGUUCACUCUGGCCCGGGGCUGCCCCGGCUGGAGGGCGACGGGCUGGAGAGGGUGCAGGGGUACGCGCUGGACGUGGACUGUCCCGGGGCGGAGCGGGUUAUUGCUCAGGCGUCAAAUACUCGAGCGUUUAACCAGCGCCAUUCCUGGUUCCUUUUUGAAGACUCCGCGUACAACGACACAAAGGUGGACUCCAUUUUGUCUGACGCCGCCAUUUUGCUCGACGCUGAUGUUGUGUGGUUCUCCAAUGACGUUGCUGUGGAUUUGUACAGAGUAAACAUCCACGAGCCGCUCCUCACCAUGCGGCUGAAUGUUCCUCGGAGUGUCUCGGCCCUGCAGCAGUACUGGCGCCGGCUGCCCAGCGCCGUAGCUCGGAGGAAGGACUUUGGGGGGGUCUACGUUAAAGCGGUUCUAGUUAUAUCCCACCCGGAGAGUUUCCGCGGCUGGGACGACCUGUCCACGAAGCACAUCGACACGCUGCCCAAGGCCACCUACCCGCUCGUCAUGCUGCUCGCUGAUGAUAUGAACUUCAGAUACGACUUCAUGCAGGUCCAGACCUUCGGCGGGCUGGUGAACGGGUCCUUCCUCAACAGCGCCGUGGGCGUCGUGGAGCAGGGCCGCGCCGAGGUGGCCGCCACCAGCAUGAUCUUCCGAAGGGACCGCAUGCGGCAGACGCACUUCGUCACUGAGACCUACGACUUGGGUCCAGCGUACAUCUUCCGCCAGCCCCCGCAGUCGGCCGUGGCCAACAUCUUCCUUCUCCCUCUCUCCCGCGGGGUCUGGAUCGCCAGCGGUGUCGUCUUCUCCCUCAUAGCCCUGUUCCUGGCUGUCUUCAGCAGACGGCUGGUGAAGAUUGAUAGCAGUCUUGCAGUCAUCACUCCGGGAGAAACCUUCACUUUUGCGUUGGGAGCAGUCUGCCAGCAGGGAUUCCACAUGACGCCGCACCUCCAAUCGAUCCGCGUGAUGAUGUUCUUCUCCUUCAUCACGUCCCUGUUCCUGUUCACGUCGUACUCGGCCAAGAUCGUGGCGCUGCUGCAGAGCCCCUCCACCUCCAUCCAGACCAUCACGGACCUGGCCAAGUCUCCGCUGACCUGUGGGGUCCAGGACACGCCGUAUAAGAAGACUUAUUAUCUUGAGAACCCUCACCCGGCGACCAAGUUGCUCUACGAGCGCAAGCUGAAGCCUCAGGGGGACCGCGCCUUCUCCUACAGCGUGGUGGAGGGCGUCGCCAGGCUGCGCACCGGACAGUUCGCCUUCCAGGUCGAAGUAAGCUCGGGCUACGACAUAAUAAGCAAAACAUUCACCGAAUCGGAGAAGUGCGGGCUGAACUACAUCGAUCCAUUCCGGCUCCAGACUCUCGGGAUACCGAUCAAGAAACACUCCGGUCUGAAGGAAAUAUUCUCUACAAGGCUCCGCUGGUACCGCGACACGGGUCUCAUGGGCCGCUCGGCGCGCACGUGGUUCGCCACCAAGCCACGCUGCGACUCCGGCGCGGCUGGAGGGUUCGUCAGUGUUGGCAUCACUGACUGUCUCCCUGCUAUACAGGUGCUGGGUAUAGGGGCGAUGCUGGCUGCGGCUCUAUUGCUUGUUGAGAUCUCCGUUCAUAAGUUGUACAUGAAAUACUCAAUGAAAAACCAACAGGAUAUGUGAAUUUUAAGAACACAAGCAAUAAAGUAAUAGUUCAAUAACUUUUUGUUUAUUAUUGAGUACUUCUACAAUAUGAAACCACACCUAUGUCACGUUUUUUACC